This is a messenger RNA of Cinara cedri, 10405 nucleotides long. NCBI's taxonomy places the organism in Eukaryota, Metazoa, Arthropoda, Insecta, Hemiptera, Aphididae. The record is from the annotation of a GenBank genome assembly.
GGUUGGUAGUUAUUGACCAGCCAAGUGUUCAUAAUAAUUUAUAAUAAAAUUAGUCCGUAGUCAGCCACUACUUUGUGUUUCGUCAUGCAACUAUCAACCUGUAGCGAUUAAAUGGUAUUUGUGCUUUUGGACGAAAACAAUACGCAUCUCGAUCGAAUUGGUAGACGUUAAGACUAUUAAAUUUGUUAUUGUUUUUUAAAUACAUUUUUCUUUGAACGCAAAAUGGAGAUUAUCGUCGGUCUGAGUCUAUUAUUGGUGUUCUCUGUGUCGGCGAAAAGUAAGUGAAUUUCUUGGUUAACGUGUACGGAAUUUUAUAAUUAACUAAGUCGAAAAUGAAAAUGAUAAUAUACAGGCUGUCUCUUUGAUUAUUUCCGGAGAUAAUAAAGAUAAUCAAAUUCUGAUUUUUGUAUAUUGCUCACAGGGAUGAGGACUAAUAAUAUUUAUUUUUGAACUAAAUUUGUUUUUUUUUUUUUUAGUAAAAAAAUUAAUAAAAUAACUUAUUAUUUUAUUAUUUUCGGAAAAUGUAAGAUAGCCAUUCUGUAGAGUAGGCACCAGUGGUCGUAUACAUAUGUAUGUGUAUUAUCCUUAAUUGUUAUAAUAUUACAAUGUACUGUGGGUGUUAGCAAAAGUCUCUUUACUCCCAAAGCCGUAGUUAUGGCCAAGACAGCGGGCUCAGGCCAAGGGCGUAUCUUAGAAAAGCACACAAAAUCAAGAAUUUUAAAGAAAAUUAAUAGAUGAGGGGGGGGGGUGGAAUAAGUGCAGAAUUUAUGUGUGGAGAAUCCACUGAAAAUCCUAUAUAGUUACGGUUCCGUUUGCUUGAUAAUCUUUUUGUCAUAGACGAAUUAUUUCGUAGGAAAAUCGAUCGAACAAUAUAUUUGCGAUCACCAUACUAUAGCACCGAGACAGACAAUCUCCACAUUUAAUCUACUACACAAUGUAGUAGAUAUUAUCGUGAAAGCAUUUUUUUUUUUUAUGUUCUUUUUUAGUUUUGUUAAGAUGUUAGUACCUUUGGUAUUAAGGAGUUGCGUAGAAACAAAAUUUCUCGACAUUUUUGAAAGUUUAAAAUUUUAUCAACUGAAAAAUAUUAAAAUUUACUUCUAAACAGGUACAUUUACAAAUAAUAAUGUUUUAUUAUUAGGUGAUAAUAUUUUUACCAGAUGUCAUUCGAAUGCGUAUAGACAAACAAUUGAUCGAUUAAUAGAUAAUAAUUGAAUAUAGUGUCACAAUCAAUACAUACUUUUGUGAAACGUAAAAAAUAUUAUAUCAAUUUAUAUUAAAUAUGAUUAUCAAAUUCAUUAAAACAAAGGUUUAAUUAAAAAUACAAUUAUAAAAAUAAAUAAUGAAUAAAAAAAAAAUUUUAACAACUCAAUUCGAUGAAUUUUAACGACUUUGAAUGUAUCGUGUAUUUUUAAUUCGAUGGUCGAUUUACGGUGUUUUUUUUGUGAUAAAAAACACGUGAUUGCACGUGAUAAUAAACAAAUUAGUAAUGGGUGAACUAGUAAGAUGGAUAAUUAUUAAUUAUAUAAUACAUAAUAAUCGGUUCUAUUAUAAUUAAUUCAAAAUUCAAUUAUAAAGUAUUAUACCAAAUAGUAGAAAGAAAUUUGUACAUAAGACUGACGUAUAAUACCAUUUGAAAACUAAAAGAGGGUAGUGAUGGUAUCACCCAAAAACAUAAAAAUGACAAAAAAAUAAAAAACAACCUGUUAUGUAAGAUUUUAGAGCUAUUUGUUUCUUAAAUUUUCGAAAAAGACCAAAAAUUAUAAUUAUUAUAAUUAUGUACUCUAUAUUUUUUAAGAGAUAUAAUAUAAUAAUAUACGGGACACGGGUGUAUAUCACUUGUGCAUCACUAAAUUAUGGGUACACUUGGAAUAUUACCAACUGUUAAACUAAACAAACGGCUACAAUACAAUUGAGGAUAAAAUACCAUUUUUUUUUUUUUUUUUACGAUACGAUUGAGCAAAUUUGUCGGUUUAUCUAAGGAAAUAUCAAUACAAAAGAAAACCUACACAAUCCAGCAUAAAAAACACUGUGAUGUUGCCAUUUUCAAUUUUGAACUAUAUUAUACAAAAAAUAUUUAUUUAAAUAGUUAUAAUAAUUAAAAAUAUAGUAUGAAUUAAAAAAAAUAACAUGAUUUCAUAGUCAUUAAUAGUCAAAUUUCAUAGAUUUGUUUGAUAAUACUAAUAAUAAUAGUAUUAAAAAUAAUAGCCUCUUUCCGAUAAAAAAAUUGUAAUAUAAUUGUUAUUGUAUCCAUAUUAAAAAAAUAGAAACUGACAAUUUUUUUAACGCACUAUAUGUGACAUGGCUAUGGGUGAUCGAAUACUACAUAAACUAAAUUAUUUCUAUAAUAAUUUUGGAAUAGUCACUUAUCUUCUAUAACCCUUUAUAACGGUCAGUAUACUACUGAUAAAAAUAAUAUUUAUUGUUACCUAUUGAUGCUAAUCGUGCUGUACCGAAACAAACCGGGUCAGAAUGCAUACAAUGCAUGGGUUAGGGGAGAUCUAAAUAAGUACGCUGUUAGGCUACUAAAAAUAUUAAAAAGAAAAAUGAUAAGAAUCUGUUUAGGUAAAAAUACCUUAGUAGGUUCAACUGGUGAAGAUUUUAAGCUCAUGGAUGUGUUACCAGUCGAGAGCGAAUAGAAGGUUAUAUUAUAUAAUUAAAAAUUAUGAUACAUUUUUGGAUGUGGAAAAUAUAGGAAUAAAACGGAAAGUAAGAGAAUUUAAAAUAAAAUAUUAUGAAAAAUCAUUUGGUCAAAAACACUUAGAUUAUUUAGGUCCUAAAAAUUAAAAUUCAAUGCUACUACAUAUAAAAAAAAAUCAUAAGCUCUUAAAUUGGGAAUCUUAGAAUUACUUUUAUAAAACAACAAAUUAACUUAUGGUUAUUUUCACUAAUAAUUUAAAUGUAAGAAAAUAAUAUAUAAAUAUAAAAAAUGGAUCAGUAUAUAGAGAGUUCUCAAAUGUAACAUUAUUAAUAUUUUUGUAUAUUACCUACUUAGUAGUGUUGUUCUAUGCUAUUUUAUUUUAUUCUAUUUAUAUUAAUUUACAUUAUUUAUCCCAACAAAAACCUUCCGCCAACUAUGUAUAAAACUUCGCUAAGAAAAAAAAAAAACUCAAGUUAGAAAAGUUGUGAUACCAAAAAGAGGCUAAGUAAUUUAUUAAAUUCAUUAGUAUAGAAAUUGUUUAUAAUUGUUUGUGUUUGAUAAAUGCGAUGAUUUAAUACAAAUAAUUUUAACUUAACUUGACGGCUACUGAUAUUUACAACUACAAAUAGAGAUUGACGGGGUUUUUUUGUUGGAAUAUCAGUAAUUUUUUUUAUUAAAAUUUUGGAUAUAGUUAACCUAUGUUUUUUUUUUAUCGAGUGAAAAAUUAUGGAGACAAAAUAUCUUUAUUGUUUUAUGUAUUGAGUAAAUGAAUAUAAUAUGAUGUGUAGUUAUAAAUAUAGGUUAUGAAUGAUGCAGGAAAACGAUACUAUAGUAAUACAGCGAUAAAAUGAAUGAACAGAAUUAUUUUUUAUUUGCCGCAAACAACCACCGUCAAAAACAGGUGUUAGUAACGUGUACACCAUAAUAUACAUUGUUGAUUUGUUGAAAAAAUAGCGUUUCGAGUAAAAACUAUGCUAAUGCUUUUGCAUAUUAUUUAGGCUGUAAUCAUAAAAUCAACAUAAAAUUUAUAAAAAUAUCAUUUACAUAAAAUACUGAUCAACCCGUGUAAAUUUCAAAACAAUCAGUCCAUUAUAGUUUAGGCUACAGAGGGGCGGGUUUCCGUAAAAUUACACCGGUUAAAUAGGAGUUGGCCGUAUUGUGUAAUAUGCUGCGGUCGACGCACGACGAGCUCUUUAUUUUCUAUUUAUCACUGCGCCGCGACCGCGGCUCUGGAUUGGUAUGUAUUUUAUCUCAUUAUGUAAUUUAAAUCUCUACCAGUAUCAUUAAAAUUGCGCUUAAAGGAGACAGCUAAUUUAUUUUAAAUAUUUCAAUUUUAUGUAAUUAUUAUAAUUAUGUUUUUUUCAAUAAAAAUUGUUGAAAAAAAAAAAUUAUUAACGCGCAAGUAUAGUUAAUGAAAUAUAUAAAUAUCACGUAGGCAUUUAUUAUUUUAGAUAUAAUGUAAUCAAUUAUAUAUUUGCUGUGAUAAAUAUUUUUCAGAUAGUGAAAUAGUAAAGGACAUAAUUGAGGAAAAAAAAAAUUCUACUCCACAAUGUGACGAUAAUUUGUUUCCUUAUUUAGAGCAACUAGAACAGUGGGACGUUCACGAAGCGGAUGUCUUCGAAUUCCCUUAUCAUGUGACUGAAUACUUCCGUUGACGCAUAUUUAUAAUUAAAUAUAUAUAUAUAUAUGUAUAUUUAAUUAUAAAUAUUCGCGUUACAGUAAAAGUACGAAUACCGGUAAAUCUUAGAUUUAACUGAAUUUUAUUUACAAGAUAAUAUGGCAAAUCAUAGAAUUGAACAGUAAAAUAACGGUAUCAGUCUGAAAUUUCAUUUUAGAUUCUGAACGUGUCGAUAAAUAUAUUGGUUUCACUAUGACAUAUGUAAUUUUUAUUAUUUUUUUUUCCGUCUGUAAACAUUUUUUCGAUAAAAGAUCUUUAUUGUAGCAAUUUGGAUCAAGUUGGUUCAUUGAUUGAGGAGAUAAUUUUUUGAUUUUCCAAGUAGUUUUCAUAAUGACUGGGGAAAAAACAUAGAAAAAAAGGCAAGUUCACGGCAUUAAUGAUUUAAUGAAAUAUUUAAUUUAUUAGGCAUUCGGUGAAUUUGGUUUUUUUUUUGUUGUAAUAAAAAUAAUUGUUGAGAUCUGAAAUGUUCACAGAACACUUGUAUUAGUAUUUUCUAAGCGUGGUAAUAUUUACAAGCAUUUUCAAGCUGUUAAUUAAUAUUAUACAUUUUUGCAAUUUAAUUUGGUUUUAUGUGAACAAAAUUGUUUUGGGGCCGAAUAGUUAUAAAAUAAUGUCCGAACAUUUUACACCACAACAUUCAUCAUAAAUUGUACUUGUGUUAAUAGCAGUCGGAAAAAUUCUAGGAUUUACUAACCAAACUUAUGUUUUACCGGUAUUUGAUUUUUUCUGUAACUCAUGAUGUAUGCAACUAUUCUUUAUUAUUAAAUUAUAAUAAUUGAAUUGUUUAUUUAACAGGUAGGAGUCGUAACCGUGAACAAAAGAGGCUUUAAGCAACUAUUGUGCCAGGGCGCGUUAAUCACUCCUCUUUGGUUUAUUACAGCGGCUAAUUGUAUUCUUUUGUAAGCAAAUUAUUUAGACCGAUACAUUAGGGCAUUGCAGUUUAAAACCACAGGGUUCAGACUUUUUGGACUGACACAUAGCACAUGUCAUUUUUCAAAAUAUAUUUAUAUUAUUUUAACGAUUUGAUUUUUACAAAGAAUUGCCGAAUCUUUAAAUGCCCUACUAUAAAAUAUUAUAAACGACUAAGUGUACAAAUAAUUAUAUUACACCUAGUAUCCUUUGUUCAGAAACCUAGAAUCUGCAGGCAAUGCGACGUGGACAGCAGUUAUGGGCACUGUGAAUUUUAAAAACCCCAAAGCCGUUGUUCGUAAAUUAUCGUACUAUGUAUAUCAUCCACAAUUUAAUAAGAAAACCGGUGUUGGCAUCGACCUAGCAAUGUGGAUGGUGAGUAUUAAAUAUAAUUAUUAUUUCUUAAUACUGUUUUUUACAGUAACUAAAUAAUGUUCAAAAAUGUAUAACAAAAAGCCCAAAACUCUCAAAGAUUUAAAAGAUUACAGUAGAUAUUGUACAAUAAUAUGUAGGUAGGUACUGAGUGUUAAAAAUCCGAUGUAGUUAAAUUUGCAUUAUCAUUAUCUAAACAAAUCAUUGAAUAUUAUCCGUAUUUCACGUUUUAUAUUGCGUUAUAACUGAUAGCAGAUUCUCAAAAUAACGUAAUUGUUUUAUUUGAUUGUAAAAAUUAAUUUAUUUUGUAAAUGUAUGCAAUAUAAAAUGAUCAAUCCUAAAAUUGAAUUGAAACAUGAUCUCGUGGAAUUCAUAAAUAUCGAGCUAAUCCACUAGAACACAAACAUUUACACUCAAUUUCGUACUUGGCAUGUUUUUUUUUUUACUGAGUUUAUUCAAAAUGGUAUGAGGUGAGAUAGGAUGUUUAAUGUAAAUCGAUAACAAUGUUAAUCCGUUAUGUCUUUUGUAAAAAAAUAAGGAAAUGGUAAAUUUUACUCAAAUAAUAAUAAAUAAACAUUUUACUCAUUAAAGUGUUAAUAUUCGUAAAGACCUUAUAGCUGUUUCCUAAUAAUCUUUGUUCAACUGUCAAAGACAAAAAAAAAAAAAAAAUAAAUGGCAAUUGUUUCAUUUUCAAAUAUAAAAAAAAAAACCGUGAUAAACUGAUUAGAAUUUACUAUGAAAAGCAAUAUGUUUGAGUGUUUGACAAUAAUAAUGCAUAAUCGUUGUUUUAUCUAUACCUGAAUUCUGAGGGGAAAGUAGUAUAAAUUCACUAUGUAAUUCCUAAUAAUGGAGCAAUGAUUUUUUACGAUUAGCUAAUAAUAUUAUUGGUGUUUACCUAUUUACCUGUAAGCAUCAUAGUUAUCAUUAUUUAGUAGACUAUACCUACAUUUUACUUAUAUAGUAUAAAUCAAAUUAUUUUGUACGUAUACCCAUUGUAUUAUAUCAUACGUAUAAGUAUAACUACUUAUCUAAAUAUUAUCUCGGCAUAUAUUUCUAUGUUUAUUCUUUAAAAAUCCUUUUAGAUUCUGAGAAAAGCGAGGAAUGCUUUGGUUUUACAAUGAUUUAUUUAUUUUUUUCUGUGGACAACUUUUCUACCAGCAAUUUUUGUUCUGAUUUACUAUGAAAGAACUUGUUCUGAAAGGAAGCCUGAUUGGGAUGAUACUUUAGGGAAGUAAUUUUUUGAUUUUCCUGUGAGUUUUCUUAAUAAAUGUGAAAAACCGGGAAAAACGUGGGGGAAAUAGUAGAGAAAACGGGGAUAAUAUAAUAUUAAAGAAAUAUUUUUGAAGAAAAAUAUAUUAUAAAUGUAAUUAUUUUACCAUAUACAAGUAUAUUGUUGACAAAGUAUCACAAUUAACCAAACCCAGCUUAGAAUCGUUUUUCGUUAGCAAUGGUUAAUCUUUACUUACAGAUAAACAUUAAAUUUCAUCUCUACCUUCUCAAUUUUUCACCUACAAAAGUAGCCCACCCAUGUUCGAAGUAUAUCCGUCUUUUUUUCUUUUUUUUUUUGGUUUCUGGGGUGUCCAGUACCCCUGAAUCCCCCUCCCAUAAGUACAUCACUGUUCACACUGUUUGGUCCUUGUGAUAGAUUACCCUUUAGGGGCCUCUAAAACAGGGAAUGACUACACACCAGAUAAUUAUAGUAGCAUAUGAUAACAGUGUUGGGACUGUUAUAGGUGUUUUGGUUAUAUGUAUCCGGGAAAUUUGGUCCAGUAAAAAAUAUUCGGUCACAAAUAAUCCAAUUCGUAUAAAACUCCAUUCAUUAAAAUGAAAAAUGUAUUGAAAUUGAGCUCAGCCCGUAUUGUUGAAAAAGAAAAAUUAAAUCCAUCCAGCCGUUUGGAUGUAAUGAGACUGUAUAAAGAAUACGUUUGUAUUCAAAGGGUAGCCAGGGUGGAAAAUUUGAAUUUUGGAGGUAGUAUAUUUGGAUGAACUUGUUUUAUGUGUUUAGCCAUCUGUGAUUAUAAUUGUAUAAAAUUUGUUUUUUCUUAUGUACUUACUGUAAAUUGGUAAAAGUUUAUCCAAAGUUUAUUUUAUGAUACACAAUAUACAUGUACUAUUAUUAUUUACAUUAUCUAGUAUACGACAUUAUCUCGUAUACAUUGUAUUUAAAAUAUAAUUAUUUUAUUAGGUUAUAUUAUGUUUAUAUUUUUUAUUUGUGUAACACAGGAAUUAACCCCCUCCAGAAAAAAAAAACUGGGUCGAAAUUUUGUGUGUCCCGGGGAUCCAAAUUUUUAAAUACAGUCUUGGUGUCUAACCUACAUAUCGGGUAGUAAUAAUUAUAUCUGAUCAUUGUAGAAUAUUUUUUACUGGACCAAAUGUCCGAAAUCAUAACGUAUCGUCUGUUGUUACUUACCAGAUCAAUUUGAUGUGUCAUCCUCUGACUUAAAGUAUAUUUGAACGAAAUAAUAUUACACUAUUUUGUAAAUAUUUAUCACUAAGUAUAUUAUCUUCUCAUCAAUUAUAUGAUUAAUGUGUUUCAGUUGGAAAAGCCUAUUGAUACAUUUGUACUAUACCCGAAACCUGUUAAGCUGUACAACAUUAACAAUUAUAUCAAAACGGAUUGCAGUUAUAGUAGUUAUGUUGUGAGUUAAAAAUUUAAUACCAUUAUGAUCGUAUAUAAAUCAUCAAACACAAUACACAUAACAAUAUUAUAGACUGAUGAGUAUUUUUGUGAAAUUCAAACGAGAAAUUCAAAAUAAUGAUUUAUAUACAGAGGUUAUUACUUCUAUAAUAACCUCUAGUGUUUUAAUCAGAAAAAUAUACGUAUAUAUCCAUGUGUUUUAGGGUGAAGAUCUUUACGGAAACACCGCACACUUGUCAAAAGAAAUUUUUUGUGAACUUAUGGGUGUUGUGGACGAUGCACGUCAUUGUGUGGUAAUGAACAAUACGAUACACGAUAGGGUCAAGAUCGAGGUAAUAACAUAAUAAUAUUAUUUAAAUAUUUAGAAAAUAAAUUCGUGGAUAAAAGUUUUAUUGUUUUUAUUGAUAAUUAUUAAUGUUAAAUGCAAAUAAUCCGCAUGACUGGAUUGUGAGAGUUAAAUUGUGAGCUGUGGCUACCAUCAGAAAAUAAAUUUAAAAGUAUUUAUGAAGAAAUCGUUUAUGAGUUAAAUUUAAAACAGUUUAAAAUUUAGACCGGAGAAGUGUAGGGAAUGGUUAUCAUGUAAAAAACGGUAUGAAUUACCCCCCUCCUCUACCCCUCCUAAAAUAUAUUUCGCUGUAUCGCAUUAACUAUUAACUAACGCAUUAUCUAACCGCAUUAUUUACAUAAGCUAUAUUAUCUACCAUUUUAAUUUAUAGUUUUUUAAUGUUUACCAAACUGCAAGAUGCAUAUAUUUUUCAGGUCACUGCAUAUGAAUUGGGAGCACCUAUCACGUGCCGUGGUACACUGUAUGGUAUCAGAAAUAAACGCGGAUAUUUUACAACCGUCAUUUUUAAGAAAACUAGAAAAUGGGUGUAUAUAGUAGUUGACCAGGUAAGUUGUCAUGUUUGUGAAGUCUUAUUUUCUAUAUUAUUCGCUUAAUUACUGGACCUUUCGUCAAUAAUUGUUGUCGAUGGAAUUAUAUACCAUUGCGAUAAAAUAAUAUUUAAUAUUUAAAAACGUCAAUUUAUAUCAAACGUUAAUUUUUCAGACUGCACAACAUAUAGCAGAUAACUCAAUUCAAAACGUCUUUAUUGAUGAUAAUUCGAAAGAAUUAGAUUACUUCAAAUUAGACCUUAAUCCAGAUGAUACAUUUUUAGGCUCUUUAAGGAGUUCUAAAGAACUUAAAUUGAAUUUUGACGCUAUCGAAAAUGGUAAGUUACAAUAACAAAUAAUGUAUUUGUAUAAUACUGUAGUAUACAAUUUAUACAGUAAGUAGGCUAAAACUAAAAAUCGAAUUAUUCUGGAAACGAAAAAUUUGGAAAAGGAUUUUCCCGUACAAUGAGUUAAUCCCAAAUUAAUUUUUCUUAAGCUAUUUAGGAUCACUACGCUCAGAAUCUAAAAUACCUCCUCGAUGCACCAUCUCGAUAAAAUUUGUUACUAAUACCCAUGAAGUUGAUAAUCAGAGUAAGGUUUAUGGUAGACAAAUUGUUUAGAUACAAAAUAAAAAUCUAUACUUAGAUUUAUAUUUAGGCAAUAAUUUAUUGCGAUUUAAAAUAUUUCAGUUGUCCAAAUGAUUUUGAGACCUUCGUUGCAUAUAAAAUUUAGGUAGGUACGUGACCAAUUACAUAUAUUUUUAGAUUUUGAGCGUAGAAAUGGAUGUAUACGUUUUUCAAUAGGUAAAGUAUAUGUGUAGUCAGGAAUUUGUAUUAGCGUUAAAGUUUCAAUUUGUAAUACCUAAUAACCGUCAGUUUACGUACUCCGUUUAGUUUAGGUUAGGUUUACAACAUUUUCGGUUCAAUAGAAAUGUUUAAAAUGUUAAAGCAAGAUCAUAAUUUAUAAGUUGUAAGUACUAGGGGUGAAAAAAAAAAAAUUUUGAAUGUGUAUUGCAUACGACAUGUAAUGUUUAGAUUUUUGUCAGCAUUUUAAGUUCAAUACUUAUAACACUUAUACGUUUAAUUAUAAAUUAAAUUACCUAAUAUUAUAUCUCUUUACCUUAUACAAUUUGUAAUAUUAAUACUUAUAAUGUUUUAGGAUCAAUCGAAAGAUAAUAUGCUGGAUACUGGUGUAAUAUAAAUUAUAGUAUGGAGCAAUUUGCCAUCUAUAAGCAAAAGAAAAUGUGCCACCUCUUUAUCACAUGAUUUUUGUAAACAUUUUUUGAAGUCAAAAAUAA